Camelina sativa (false flax) is the source of this 1190-nucleotide messenger RNA. RefSeq lists its product as uncharacterized. The record is from RefSeq and is a predicted model, not a curated record. Lineage: Eukaryota; Viridiplantae; Streptophyta; Magnoliopsida; Brassicales; Brassicaceae. Gene Ontology annotation, molecular function: thiolester hydrolase activity. Gene Ontology annotation, cellular component: intracellular membrane-bounded organelle.
UAAUAUACAUUUUGUGAAUGAUCGAAACUAACUCAUACACCUCACAACUUUCAAAAGAGAACUUAAUAAUACAGUUACAAACUUCUCUCUUAUCGCUAGCUCAAUGGAGAAGAGUCUCCAACGAUCUGUUCUCCUUGUGACAUUGUCUCUCUUCUUCUUCUCCAUUCCAGUUUUACUCUCUGUUCCAUUCGUUGUGUUUCACGGAAUUGCAGGUGAAUGCUCCAAUGAUGAAAUGACCAAUUUGACAAAGUUCCUUAACAAUUACUCCAGCUCCCCUGGAUCUUGCGUAGAAAUAGGAAACGGACUGGUAGAUUCCUUAUACAUGCCGCUUACGCAACAAGCAAGCAUAGCUUGUGAGAAAAUCAAACAGAUGCCAGAGCUGAGUGAUGGUUACAACAUUGUUGGAGUGUCUCAAGGAAACUUAGUCGCUAGAGGCCUAAUCGAGUUCUGCGACAAUGCUCCUCCGGUCUUCAACUAUGUAUCUUUAGGAGGUCCUCACGCUGGCCUAUCCUACCUCCCCAAGUUCAAUUGUUCAGUUUGCGAGUUGCUGGACAUAUAUCUUUCAGAUGUUUACAACAACUUCGUACAAGAUCAUGCUGCACCAAGUGGUUGCUUCAAAAUCCCUACUGAUAUAAAAAAUUAUUUGGAACACUCCAAGUACCUGCCAAAGCUCAACAACGAGAGACCUGGCGAGAAGAAUUCCACUUAUAAAGACCGUUUCACCAGCUUGCACAACUUGGUCCUCAUCAUGUUCGAGAAAGAUAAUGUAUUGACUCCUAAAGAAAGUUCUUGGUUCGGAUAUUACCCGGAUGGAGCUUACACACCUAUUUUGCCUCCACAAAAGACAAAGCUAUACACUAAGGAUUGGAUUGGUCUGAAAACCUUGGAUGAUGCUGGCAAAGUGAAGUUUGUUAGUGUCCCUGGCGGACACAUCGAAAUAACGAAAGAAGAGCUUGUAAAAUACGUUGUGCCUUACCUCCAGAACGAGUCUACGCUAUCUUCUGAACACGAGGCAAUGUAGACACUGCAAUCUUGAACCCAUGAAUAAGAAAGGCCUCAUCCUAAAAUAAGGUCUCUAUAUUAAUGUAACAUCAUCAUCUACGUAUCACCGAAAUAAAAAAUAAAUGCUUCAUCAUUUAUCAAAAGAUGAUCAACUUUCUUCAUAUCCCUUAUAUAUUCAAACAGAAGCA